AUGGCUGCAACUUCUCUUCUUGAUCAUUUGCGCGUGAUCGCUAGUGAGGUUCGUCCAUCAGUCGCAAUCGCAGGACUCGUGGCAGUAUUUCUGACACUCUGGUCUGUCCUCUCAACAUGGCGACAGUACAACCGCCUGCGUGACUUUAAAGGCCCUCGCCUAGCAGCACUCUCAAAAUGGUGGUUAAUCAAGAAAGUUGGCGGUGGAAGAGCAUACCUCGACUUUGGGAAGUCACAAAGCAAUAUGGCAUGUUCAAUUGCCCGAGUUGGUCCAAACGAUCUUGUCGCCGACGACCCAGAACUAAUGCGCCACAUCCUCAACGUACGAACCGAAUACCGUCGAUCAGAUUGGUACGACGGCAUGCGCUUCGAUCCCGGCAACAACAACAUUCUCUCAUGGCGCGACGAAGACGAGCAUUUCAAGCUGCGUUCUAAAAUGUCAGCUGACUACGGCGGUCGCGAGGUGGAGAAUCUUGAACCAAAGAUUGACAAGAACAUACUUUCCUUCAUGAACCUAUUGGGAAAAUACGCGGAUGAGAAAAAGCCUGUUGAUUUUGGACGGCGCGCGCAGUUUUUUACUCUUGAUAUUAUCUCGGAUCUGGCGUCUGGUGAGCCGUUUCGGUUUUUGGAGACGGAUUCGGAUGUGUACAAGUAUAUCCAGAUCACGGAGGAGACGCUGCCAGCUGUGAUGGUGACAACUGUUAUUCCGUGGCUGGUCAAAGUACUGAGUUCGCCGGUAUUUAAGAGUCUUUUGCCGUCGGAGAAGGAUAGGCUUGGGUUUGGAAAGUUGAUGGGGCGAGUCACGGCUGAGCGAUUUGGACCUGAUAAAAAGGUUCAGAAAGACAUGCUUGGGUCUUUUGUCGCUCAUGGCCUUACCCAAAAAGAGGCAGAGUCUGAGAUUCUGUUACAAAUUGUCGCAGGCUCAGAUACAACAGCUACAGCCAUUCGCUCAACCAUGCUUCACAUCAUCACCAAUCCCCUCGUAUACACCACCCUCCGCGCCGAAAUCUCAAACACUCACUGCUCAGAACCUAUCAUCCCCGACUCAAUCGGCCGUGAUCUCCCCUAUCUCCAAGCCGUCAUAAAAGAAGCCCCUCCCCAAGGCGACACCUGGAAAGGAAAACUUAUCCCCGGCGGCACCAAAAUCGGAUACUGCGCGUGGGGAAUAUUCCGCCGUGAGGAUAUCUGGGGUUCUGAUGCGGGGGAGUUUGGACCGGAGAGAUGGUUGGAGAAUAAAGGUGAGAAGUUGAGGGAGAUGGAGAAUGCGCUGGAGUUGAUCUUUAGUUAUGGACGGUGGCAGUGCUUGGGAAGACCGGUUGCUUUGAUGGAGUUGAACAAGGUUUAUGUUGAGUGGACGGACCGCAAUGGACCCUGCAUUUCCUAUCCUUUCACAUCUACGAUCGCUCUUUACCUUGAAUCACCAACAAUAUUCACCCAAUCACGUCGUCGCACGAUGGAUCUCGUUGACGGUUCGUUCGACAAGACCUUGGUCAAAUGGGUCAAGAUUACCGAAGCUGCCCUGGCCGAGGCCCAGACAAAGAAGGGUCAGCUUGUAACCGACCAUCCUGCCAAGGAUGCCGUCGAGAAACUCUUCAUGAUCCGAGCACUCAGCAAGGCUAUGGUCACGCCUGGCCUAUCCCCUUCUGGCGGAUUUAUGCGAAUGCUCUCUGGAGGCGCCGACCCUUUCCCGAACUCCAAGCUUGUUGAAGACCACUUGAUGGCUCUCCCCAUCGCCACUGUUGAAGUGCCUUAUCUACCCUGCACUAUCCCGGAGAGGGACCUUAAACCGAUCAGCAUCUCCGAGAUGCGUCUUGAGACUCACCAUUGGGGAUCAAAGGUUCUGCUCCACAGGUUGUCGUCUAUCGACCGUCAUGAGGCUAUCAUGUUCAUCGUUGAGGAUCAGGCGGGUACAGCUGUUUUGCUCAAGCUGUAUCACCAGCCCUUGGAGAAGGAAAUCUCUUGCAACUGGACAAUGUUGGACUAUCGUGUGUGCAUCGUCAAGAACCCUUUCUUUCAGCGGGUUCCUGACACCAUCACCCCAAAUUUCUGUCAGAUCCCCGAGUCUUACUACUCGCUGAGAGUCGACCACCCGGGCGACAUCAUUCCCCUGCGCCAUGGCGAUGGACGAAUCCCCGAGGCAUGGAAAGUUAACCCAGAACGAGACGACAAGACCAGUCAUGGCCACCGCGAUCACGGCAACAAGGCCUUUCGCAACAAGAAUUGGGCAGAAGCUCAUCACUCGUACUCCGAAGCCCUCGAUGUCGCCGAGACUCCACAAGACAAGCAGCUGGCCCACCUCAACCGCUCCCUCACCAACCUCAAGCUUGGUCGACCCGCCGAAGCACUGCUAGAUGUCACCCAGGCUUAUGACCCCAAGGCCCCUAUCGAGAAGGCUUUGUUCCGUCACGCCACCGCCUUAUACAAGCUGCACCGGUUCGAGGACUGCGAAGGCAUGCUCAUCGACCUCCUGGACAAGUUUCCGGACAGCAAGGCUGCUGAGUCAACUCUUCUUUCUGUCAAGACACGACUGACGGAGCAGCACACGGGUAAAUACAACUUCAACAAGAUGUAUGAGAUAGCCAAGGCAGCCAAGGGAGCUCCCUUGAUUGAUUGCGCCACCUACUCGAAGCCUGUUGAGAUUCGGGAGUCGCCUGGUCGCGGUCGCGGUCUCUUCACUACCAGGGCUGUCAAGACGGGCGACUUACUCCUCGUUGAGAAGGCCUUUGAGUACUCAUUCAUCGACGAGACCCGAGUGAUGGACAAAUGUACCCACAUGGUCAACUUCAACACCAAGCGCCUGACGUCUGGUGCAUCGGCGCAUCUCUGGCCCAAGGUUGUUCAGAAGUUGUACCAUGAUCCGGAGGCUCUCUCUGCCUUUAAUGAGCUGGACCAUGGGAAGUACAAACCGGUAACAGUUACCGAGGCGGAUGGAUGUCCUGUUGUUGAUGCCUUCCUUGUCGAGAAGAUCCUUUCUCUCAAUUCAUUCGGUGCCCCACGAUCUACUCGCGACUUCUGUGGCAACAACGUCUGGAGCGGCAACCCAGCCCCCGAAGCCUGCGCUUCCACCCGUGAGAGGCCUCUCUUCACCUCCGUCGGUGUCUGGCUUCUCGCCGCCCGGAUCAAUCACUCUUGUGUCGGCAACUGCCGGCGCUCAUUCAUCGGCGACAUGGCCAUCAUUCGCGCGGCGAGAGACAUCCCAGCCGGCGCCGAAUUGACGAUCCCCUACCGCCCGUCCACUGACUCCGAGUCAUACCAGGAUGUUCAGAAGGGCUUGGCCAAAUGGGGAUUCAAAUGUGAUUGCAAACUGUGCAAGGACCGACUCAAGACCACCGAGGCUGUUCGCGUUCGGCGUAAAGAGCUCAGCAAAGAAUUCUACGAGCAGCUGCCUUCCGAUCAAGAAUUCGACCUUGACAAGGCCACCAAGCUUCUGCGUGUUGUCGAGAAGACCUACUCUGGCAAACCCGCCAAGCAGAUCCGCUGGUGCAUCGCCCAACUUUAUGCCUACGUCGGAAUUCGUUGCCGUCAGGAUGGGGAUUUUGUCGUGGCUGCUGAAAUGCUCAUCAAGGCUCUUGAGACCAUGGGCUUUGUCAUUCUUGCAACUCCGCCAGAUGACGGUAGUGCCCGGGCUCGUUUUGAAGUCAAGCAGUGGGGAAUGAUGGAGCAUCACAUCCCGUGGCUCUUCUUCCAGUUGGUUGAGUGCUACGGCGAGAUCAACCCGCACUUAGUGCCUGUCGCUGAGCAUUAUGCUCAGGUAGCGUACUCGAUCAUUGUCGGUGAGGGGGAUUCGAUGUGGGAUGUCAUGCCAGCUACUGGCAACAAGGCGGAGCGAACCUGA
Molecule: messenger RNA, 3834 nt
Organism: Fusarium tjaetaba
Lineage: Eukaryota; Fungi; Ascomycota; Sordariomycetes; Hypocreales; Nectriaceae
Product: cytochrome P450 monooxygenase
Exons: 9
Coding region: 1-3834 (1277 amino acids)
Molecular function (GO): iron ion binding; oxidoreductase activity, acting on paired donors, with incorporation or reduction of molecular oxygen; protein binding
Source: RefSeq, a predicted model, not a curated record